Agrilus planipennis (emerald ash borer) is the source of this 2280-nucleotide messenger RNA. RefSeq names its product F-box/WD repeat-containing protein 5 (gene Fbw5). NCBI's taxonomy places the organism in Eukaryota, Metazoa, Arthropoda, Insecta, Coleoptera, Buprestidae. The coding region runs from base 221 to 2164 and encodes 647 amino acids. The record is from RefSeq and is a predicted model, not a curated record. Gene Ontology annotation, cellular component: SCF ubiquitin ligase complex; Cul4-RING E3 ubiquitin ligase complex. Gene Ontology annotation, molecular function: protein binding. Gene Ontology annotation, biological process: protein ubiquitination. The transcript has 8 exons.
CCCUUUGUAGAUCUAUUAUCUAUGGCCAAAUAACAGCUAUCUAUGGCAAUAGCACAGUUCAGUUGUAGUUGUCAGUAAUAUUAUUUAUUGUUCGUUAAUAAUUUAAUCGUGUAUACGAGUGUAUACUAAAUAUAAUCAAAACGGAAUUUAGACUGCACAUAGUACAUAAUAUUUUUAUCUGUUACAACUCCAUGAACAAAAAAGAUAAUUUAAUGAAACUAUGGAACAAGUAGAAAGUAUGUGGCCUUACAUUCCACAACCGGUUUUAUAUAAUAUAUUUUCGUACUUAAACUAUAAGGAUUUAAUAAGGGCUGGAGAAGUGUGCCACUUGUGGUAUAUUGCUAGUCGUGAUGAUUUUCUUUGGAAGAGAAUAUUUUUCCAAAAUUUUAAAAUAGAGCGGUCAGUACCUCCCAUAAGUGGUAAAACAUGGUUGGAAGAGUUUAAGCGUUUGUGUUAUCAUAUUCCAAUUGUGCAAACGGAAACCCUUACUGAUCAUAUGCAUCAAGUAUUACAUGUCAGUUUUUCACAUAAUGGGAAAUAUUUUGCUACAUGUUCUAAAGAUGGGUAUAUAUUGGUAUGGAAUUCUACAUAUCCAGCAAGAAUUAAGUAUUUUAAAGAUAUGAAAAAGUUUUGUUGGAAAUACACACAGUAUUCUCAGUUUAAUGAAUCAGAUACAUUGUUAUUAGUGUCUGGAGUACAUUUUGGAUCACCUCAUAGUACAUCUGGAGAAAUUGCAGUCUUCAGUUUGCAAGCUGGCUUUGAGUUGCAAUGCCGGGUAGUGAAUAAGCCGUAUGAUAUUUUUGGAACAUGGUAUAGUGAUCAACACCUCUUAUCAGGCGACUUGCGUUGGUUGGCCCAUUUAGUUAGUACGUCUUUCUUGUGGUUAAAUAAAGCUUCACAAGAAACAAGUUCCGAGCAUGUACCUAUUACCCAGAAUUUGUUUCGAUUUUAUAAUAGAAAUGCUAGUUCUAUUAGAGCUAUUAUGGUAUCUAACUGUCUUCCUAAUUCUGAAAGGGCUGCUGGUGGUUCAGAAGACCUAAAUGAUGAAAUUCUGUUGAAAGAAAAUAUUGUGGAACAUGGAAAUCCUGUUAGUCAUCGUGAUAUAAAUGUUCUUACCAAUCAACCAACUACAACAAGAAAUCAAGUUCCUGUUUGCUCUUAUGGACGCUGGAAGUCGGGAGAUAUCGUCGAUUAUGUUACUCCAAUUCGAUAUAAUUCAGAUUAUAGGAAAGCUGAACAAGAAUAUAAAUGCUUAGAUGGUGAACCUGACGAUUUGAGUGAUGAAGGCAAAGAAAAUGAAUACGAUAGUAAUUCAGAGUCAUCUUUGGAAAUAGAUAAUAAUUGUGACUUUGAAAAUGAGGAGGAUUUAGUGCAUAAUGACAAGUACUUAAUUUUUACUACAGGAUUUAAAACGUAUACUCCCCAUCAAAUAGGUUUCAAAAGAAUAAGGCCAUUUAUGUUUCCUAAACGCAUUGAUCCUGGACCGUCCCUAAAAGAACGUUUGGAGUUACAUGAGCGUAAAAAAGAAAAAUUAAGAUCAGGAUCUCCACCAAAUGAACCUAAUUGGUUAGAUUUUGAUGCAGUAGCUGAUAAAUUUGAUAAAGUUGAUCAUUUGAUCGAUUUGCACGGUCAUAUAAUCGGAAUGGGUCUCAGCCCAGAUCACAGGUACCUUUAUGUGAAUAGCAGACCUUGGCCUCAAGGCUAUACAAUAAGUAACCCUUUGGAACCACCACCCAUAGCUCAAGAAAUAGAUAUCCAUGUUAUUGAUUUGGUUACAUUCAAGCAAGUCGGGAUAAUGCUUCGAUCUCACAAAGCCUAUACUCCAAAUAACGAAUGUUUUUUCAUAUUUCUAGACGUGUGUGAUAAAUAUGUAGCAAGUGGUGCUGAAGAUAACCACGGGUACUUGUGGGAUCGUCAUUAUGGGAUGUGUUUGGCAAAAUUUCCUCAUGCAGAUGUUGUUAAUUCAGUGGCUUUUAAUCCGAAGGAUCCCGAAAUGCUAGUCACUACAUCAGAUGAUAACACUAUAAAGAUCUGGAGAUCGAAAUCAAAAGUUAAGCAGUUUGGAUUAAAUUAUGCUCAGUUUCAGCAGGGUAUUGAAACAAGAAGGUAUCGUGGUCAAAACGCAUCUACAAAUCUGCGUGGUAGUUAUAAUCGAAAUACUUAAAAGUAUAUUUUACAAAUAUUGUAUCUGAUCUAUUUAAAUCAAUAUUAACCGAUACUGAAAAGGAACCUACCUACAUUAGUAGUACACACGUGAUAAAUUGCGAUGGAAUAUCCGUC